CCUCUCCUCAUCUCAUCAUUCCAUUAGUUUUGUCUUGUUUAUUACACACACCUGGUUCAUAUUCCCCUCAUUAGUAGCUGUAUAAGUGUUCCCGCUGCCCCCUUGUCUCUGUGUGUGAUUGUUUAUUGUGGAGGUUAUAUGAGCUCGGUGGAGCGCCUUGUACUUUGUAUCGACAUAUAUACAGAAUAAACCUUUAUUCUGUGAUUUACCCUCCUGCGCCUGACUCCGUCCAAAUCACACGCCACAGCUACCUCACCAUGACAGUGUGUUCCAAACCAUUUUCAAUCCUCUUAAGGUGUGUGAGAAAAGGAGGAGAAGGAAUGGAGACAGAGAAAUCUACAUUGAAAACAAUCCUAACUGUAUACUAACCCCGGACCAAAAAUACACCCUCUCCACCGAUCUUACAGAUGAACAUCACAUAGAUCCAAAGGAUGCAGAGUUUGUGGAUUAUAAUUCCUAUGGAAACUACAUGCCAACAUUUCUGUUGCGUUUAAAAACUGUUGUUGAAGAAGUUAAUCUUCUUCUGGAAGAACAUGACGGUCCUGAAAAUGAACGUGUAUGGAACCGCCUUGUUUCACUACAAGCCUCACCAACAGAAGUGAAGUCUACAGCCCCUCUCCCUGCAGCCACUCCUGCCAGACCCCCUACUUUCUCAGGAUGGGACUUCAUUACCAAACACAAGAGUGCUCUAGAAACUCGCCUGGGACUCUUGCCGCGCAUUCUGUCGCUUCUGGAGGAUCACAAAGUUCUGAAUGCUGAGGAGAGGGAGGAGGUGGUCAGCAAAUCCACCGAUAUCCUAAAGAACCAAGCCCUGCUGAACAUGGUGGUGAAGAAGGGGGCUCGUGCCCAGAAACAAUUCUACCAGGUCCUGAAGGAAGUAAAUCCCUACCUGGUCGAAGACCUGGAAGAGCAGACAGUCUGAGACAGGUGCCAUGGAUACCACCUCACAACCUUUAGAAGAUAUCAAAACAUUUAUCAGCGACAGAGAACAGUACUUUGAGGAGGAGCCAUCCUGACCAGAGGUGGUUGGUGUGUAACGUGAUUGGACCCCAUUCUCACCAGCACUCCCAUCAGUCUGUAGUUUACUAUACAAGCCCCAGGUCUCAGGCAAGGUGACAUCACUGUGAGGCUACUGUCUACCAGACAACCUACCUGUGUUACUCUGGUACACUGGCUGCAGACUACAAGAUCAGGGACUCUAUUCUUUAUAGUCUCCCAAUAUAAAGGAGGAAUAUUUUUAUAUAUCUGUACAUUGAAUUUCUAUCUGGAACAUGUUGAAUGUUUAAUCAUCCUGGACAGGUCUCAGGCAACAACAUGUGAGACUUAACAUCUAGCAGACAACUGACUGGACAGCUGCACUGGCUGAACACAAUAUCAAUAUAUAUCUCUGUUUAGAUAUAGUGUUUAUGUUUAUAUAAUGGUAUCUUUAAGAGCAUCUUUUAAAUUGUAAUGUCAUUAUGUUCCAACAAAGGGGACUAGUGGGCUCCUUUUAUGAUAGAUAAAGAGAAAUAGACUCUCACUCUUAUAGGUAAUAGAAAUAGACUCUCACUCUUAUAGGUAAUAGAAAUAGACUCUCACUCU
Coregonus clupeaformis (lake whitefish) is the source of this 1581-nucleotide messenger RNA. RefSeq names its product caspase recruitment domain-containing protein 8-like. NCBI's taxonomy places the organism in Eukaryota, Metazoa, Chordata, Actinopteri, Salmoniformes, Salmonidae. The coding region runs from base 470 to 922 and encodes 150 amino acids. The transcript is spliced from 4 exons. The record is from RefSeq and is a predicted model, not a curated record. Gene Ontology annotation, cellular component: canonical inflammasome complex. Gene Ontology annotation, biological process: regulation of apoptotic process.